GUUUUUGGAGGAUGGUGCCAUCCUUGGGAGCACUUGGGAAGCUAGGAGGAAGGACUGGGUUGGAAGGAGAGGGUUCUGAGUUUGCUUCGGGUCUAAGUGUGAGGUGCCUGGAAGAUGUGCAGAAGGCGGCUGGUAGUGUGGCCGCACCAGGCCCAAGAGUCAUCUUCCAAGAGAAGAUCAUUGAAUCCAUGAAGCUGAUUGUGGGCGAGAGCGUAGAAAGAAAAGGGAGAAGCCUGGGACCGAACAGAACCUUGAGAGUGCUGGAAAGGGCCUGGCCGGUGUGGCUAGACUGGAGAGUGCUGGGAAGGGCCUGGCCGGUGUGGCUAGACUGGAGAGAGCAGGAAGCCGAGGCGGGGAGAUAAGACUGGAGAGGCAGCUGAGAGCCAUGUCGCCGACGCCUUCAGUUCCAUGCUGAGGAAUGACUUGUAGCCGACAGAAAAGAGGGGGUCCCGGGGUCAGGCCCCUCUGUCCACUCCAAGCCCAGGGGACUGGGGAGGUAGUGAGAACGGUGCUAAUUGGAAGUGAACUCUUCACUGCUCAGAGUCCAGUGGAGACAGCUGCCUAUCCUGUUCUCUCCCUCCCCUGGGGUGGGGGCCGGCUUAAGGAAGGGGGGAACUUGUGGAGAAGGGAGUUUUCACUCCCCCCUUACCAGAGCUGGCUGUCUACCUUAUGUGGGGCACUUGUCCCAGUUGGGCUGAUUCCCAGAGAGCUCAUUUAUUUCCCUUGUGGAGGCUGGAAGGCAUUGUUAAUAAAGAAUGGCCACAUUAAUAAUAGGAGCUGAUACUUCCCUGGCUCCUUUAUUCCUGGGAGCUCAAAGCUCCUUAUAAAUAGGCUCAUUCACAUAUACUGCUUCCCUCAGGUUAUUCCCAGGAGUUGACCUUCAGGAGGAGCAGAUGGAGCUUUUGUUCCCCCCCACCUACCAAAAAAACUAUUACCUGGUCAGGCAACUUCCAUUUCCAACACUCUCCUUCCCACCCUGCCCCCCCCAACACCAGUGAGAAUGGAUAGACAUUAGUGCCAGGUGAGGCCCGAGGCUGGCAGAAUCACCCCCAACUGGCUGCACCUGUGAGAUUGAAGACUCAAACCCAGGCCUAUCCCAGUGUCUCCUUUAUGGAGGGGGUGAGGGAUCUAAGACCCAAGGCAUUAUCUGCUGACCCCCCACCCCAUGCCCUGCAUUGUACACAGUGCCAGCAUGAAAAGGGAGAAGUAGCAGCUUCCCCCUGCCCCUGCCCCAAAUAGCCUGUCCAUCCUAGGCUCAGCUCUGCCAUAUUGCUCCCUCUCCUUGCCUAGGCUUUGCCCUGGUGCCCUUUCCCACUGGUACCUAUGGCUGACCUUGGGUUAUGCGGCUGCUCUUCCCUGGGCUCCUUCUCCACCUUCACCUUCGUCCAUGCCUGGCACCUGGAGGGGGUAGGUGCCCAUGGCCUCCCAGGGCUGGGCCACCUGAGGCUGCUGCUUUGGAAAGCUGUAGAAGUCGGCCAUUUGCCAGGGCCCAAGUUCUGUUUGAUCCUCUUUCUGCCACUCGGUGGCCUGGGAGGAAACGGAAUUGUAAUCGUUAGACAUCAGUGGGUCUGAAACGGUCAUCAGAGAAUCUCUCGUCUACCUCCCUCAUUUUACAGAACAGGAAACUGAUCCCCCGAGAGCUCGAGCGAUUGGCCCAAGACCCCACAGUUAAGAACCCAGAGAAAGGAAGGAAAGGGAAAGAGCGUUUGUUGUUCCCUCUGGGCGAGGCUCUGUACCAGGUCGGACUCCUGGGCCCUUCUCGCUGUGGAUAGGGCAGAGCUCUCACAUCCCCAGGCCUGGUUGUGGCCCCCGCAGGCCUCUUGCCUUGCGUGCCUCUGCCUAGUGUCCAGUGUGGGACCUUAAGGUGGAGCGAAGCCAGCCCCUGCUGCUGGGCCCCAAGAGCCUCUGAGGGCCACUUUCUGUGCCCACCAUCUGCCGCUCUCACCAUGGAGACCUUCUUUAGGAGACAUUUCAGGAGCAGUGGGCCGCGCCGGGGGAGCGGGGUAGCCCUCCCCACAGGCAAGGUCCGACGGCGAUCCCCGGCCGGCCAGCCUUCCCCCUCACUGGCCCAGCGGAGACGCUCCAGCUCCCAGCUUGAGGGCUGCCUCCUCAGCUGCGGGGGCAGGGCUUCCCGUCGCCGCCCCAGCACUGCUCCCCCAAGCCACAGCCCCCGUUUGGCCGUGGAGCAAGGCCCACCCCAGAGAAUGGCACCAUCCGCUAUUGACACUCGCCUUCUGGGGCCCCCUCUACUCCUCGCUGGUCUCAUGGGGAGGAAUGAAGCAGAGGAAGAAGAGGCAGAGGUACCGGGGCUAAGGACCCCUCAGGCAGGUGGCAAGGCACUGGCCGCCACCGGCUCUCAGCACCUGGGCAUCAGGCCCCGGCUCCACGUGCCCCGAUGUCUCCGGCGACGCAGGAGAUCUUCCCACCUGCUCCCCGCCGACGUGAUGUGUGACUGCACGGUCUGGGGCCUACACGGCUACUACCGACGUCUCAGCCAGUACCGGCCCCCGGGCCAGCACCUCGUCCCCGGGGCCUCUGCCAGCCCACUCCUGCUGGGCCACCUGCGCCCCCUGUCCCGUAGGCGGCAAGUGGCUCUGAAGCGCAAGCCCUCCGGACCAGAGGCCUGGAGCUCUCUGCUCUCGAAAGCCAUUGCCAAGUCAGGUCUCCAGCAUCUGGCCCCUCCAAACCCCACCUCUGGAGCCCCCAGCAGCGAACCCGACAGGCAGAUCCGGAGCACUGUGGACUGGAGUGAAACGGCUGCCUAUGGGGAGCACAUCUGGUUCGAGACCAAUGUAUCUGGGGAUUUCUGCUACGUUGGGGAGCAGUACUGUGUUGCCAAGAUGCUGCAGAAAUCAGUGUCUCGACGAAAGUGUGCCGCCUGCAAGAUUGUUGUGCACACGCCUUGCAUUGGGCAGCUGGAGAAGAUUAACUUCCGCUGUAAGCCAUCCUUCCGGGAAUCAGGGUCCAGGAACGUGCGGGAGCCAACUUUUGUGCGUCACCACUGGGUACAUCGGCGGCGCCAGGAUGGCAAAUGCCGACACUGUGGCAAGGGUUUCCAGCAGAAGUUCACUUUCCACAGCAAAGAGAUCGUGGCCAUCAGCUGCUCAUGGUGUAAGCAGGCAUACCACAACAAGGUGUCCUGUUUCAUGAUCCAGCAGAUUGAGGAGCCCUGCUCUCUGGGGGCCCAUGCUGCGGUGGUCAUCCCCCCCACCUGGAUCCUCCGGGCCCGGCGCCCGCAGAACCCACUCAAGGUCAGCAAAAAGAAGAAGAGGGCGUCUUUCAAGAGGAAAUCAAGCAAGAAAGGGCCUGAGGAGGGCCGCUGGAAACCUUUCAUCAUCAAACCUACCCCAUCCCCCCUCAUGAAGCCCCUGCUGGUGUUUGUGAACCCCAAGAGUGGGGGCAAUCAGGGUUCUAAGAUCAUCCAGUCCUUUCUUUGGUAUCUCAACCCACGGCAAGUCUUUGACCUGAGCCAGGGUGGGCCCAAGGAGGCGUUGGAGAUGUACCGGAAGGUGCACAACCUUCGCAUCCUGGCGUGCGGGGGCGACGGCACGGUUGGCUGGAUCCUCUCCACCCUGGACCAGCUGCGCCUGAAGCCCCCGCCACCUGUGGCCAUCCUACCCCUCGGCACCGGCAAUGACCUGGCCCGGACCCUCAACUGGGGUGGGGGCUACACGGAUGAGCCGGUGUCCAAGAUCCUGUCCCACGUGGAGGAGGGCAACGUCGUGCAGCUGGACCGAUGGGACCUGCGAGCGGAGCCCAAUCUGGAGGCGGGGCCUGACGACCGGGACGAGGGGGCCACUGACAGGCUGCCCCUGGAUGUCUUUAACAAUUACUUCAGCCUUGGCUUUGAUGCCCACGUCACCCUGGAAUUUCAUGAGUCUCGAGAGGCCAAUCCAGAAAAAUUCAAUAGCCGGUUUCGGAACAAGAUGUUCUAUGCUGGGACGGCCUUUUCUGACUUCCUCAUGGGCAGCUCCAAAGACUUGGCCAAGCACAUCCGAGUGGUGUGUGAUGGCACAGACCUGACCCCCAAGAUCCAGGACCUGAAGCCCCAGUGCAUCGUCUUCCUGAAUAUCCCCAGGUAUUGUGCAGGCACCAUGCCCUGGGGUCACCCCGGAGACCACCAUGACUUUGAGCCCCAGCGGCAUGACGACGGCUACCUCGAGGUCAUUGGCUUCACCAUGACGUCACUGGCUGCUCUCCAGGUGGGCGGGCAUGGCGAACGCCUCACCCAGUGCCGGGAGGUGGUGCUCACGACGGCCAAGGCCAUCCCGGUGCAGGUGGAUGGGGAACCCUGCAAGCUGGCUGCGUCCUGCAUUCGCAUCGCCUUGCGCAACCAGGCCACCAUGGUGCAGAAGGCCAAGCGGAGGAGCUCUGUGCCCCUGCACAGCGACCAGCAGCCUGUCCCUGAGCAGCUGCGGAUCCAGCUACGCCGGGUCAGCAUGCACGACUACGAAACCUUGCACUACGACAAAGAGCAGCUCAGGGAGGCCUCCGUGCCGCUGGGCACUGUGGUGGUGCCAGGGGACAGCGACCUGGAGCUCUGCCGUACCCACAUUGAGAGGCUGCAGCAGGGGGUGAGGAGGAUGACGGAGUUGCGGGCAUGGGGGCCGGGCAGUGGGCCAGCGCCUCUUUGCACAGCACAGCUUUUCUCUGGUUUGCCUCCACCGCUCUCCCUGUCCCACCCUUUCCUUUAUGCCCACCCCUCACCUUCCCUUCAUCCCGAGCAGGAACCCGACGGAGCAGGAGCCAAGGCUUCAUCUGGUCAGAAACUGUCACCUAAUUGGUGUUUCCUGGAUGCUACUACAGCCAAUCGAUUCUACAGGAUAGAUCGAGCCCAGGAACAUCUCAACUACGUGACUGAGAUUGCACAGGAUGAACUCUACGUGCUCGACCCAGAGCUGCUGGGUACCCCUGCCAGGCCUGCCCUCGAGGCCCCCCAGAGCCCCGGCCCCACCUCUCCACUACCCACAUCCCCCAGGCCCAGGCCAGACCGAGGAGAUGCUGUACUCCUGAAAGGUGAAGGCUUAAUAGAAGCUGCUGAGAGAAAUGACUUCUGUAAGUUCCAAGAGCUCCACCGAGCAGGGGGAGAUCUCAUGCUCCGGGACGAGCGGGGCCGAACCCUUUUGCACCAUGCUGUCAGAGCUGGGAGCAAGGAGAUCGUCCGCUAUCUCCUGGACCAUGCCCCGACAGAAAUCAUUGAUGCUGUAGAAGAGAACGGGGAGACGUCCCUCCAUCAAGCAGCAGCCCUGCGCCAACGUACCAUCUGCCACUACAUCGUGGAGGCAGGAGCCUCACUCAUGAAGACUGACCUGCAGGGUGAUACACCGAGGCAGCGGGCUGAGAAAGCCCAAGACACUGAGCUGGCCGCCUAUCUAGAAAACCGUCAGCACUACCAGAUGAUCCAGAGGGAGGACCAGGAGACCGCUGUGUAGCCCAGUGACCCCAGGAAGCAAGACGACGUGGCCCAGAACCUCCCCUGCUCCAGGACCAGGAUGGGGGGAGGGGGCCGAGUCCUUGGCCUCACUUGUUCACACUGCUACAUUCCACUGGGCCAGGUGGACGGCACCGUGGGGGGCCCCGCCUGGGGCCUGCACGACGAGGACGCGAGGCACACAGAGACUGGACUCAGAGAGCCUGGGGCUACAGCCCACCCUGCCCCCAUCCUGUGCAUGUUCUCUUGCCUGGCUUUUGAGCCCCAUCUCUAUCCUGGAGGUCGCAGCCUCCAGCCCUGACCAGGAAGGUUGAGGGAGGGGCGUUGCCCAGCCAGGAGAGCCAGUGACCCUGGCCACCGCAGCCAGUUGUAGUCAGGACUCUGCCCAUAUCCCAGCCACUGUCCCCGGGAGGCUGGACACCUUCCUCAACUGCCUUAGUGAGAAGGAGAUCCUAGGGCAGGGGAGAGGGUGACGGAGGGAAGUGAGUCUGGGCCUGAAGAAAUGGGAUGAGUCGAGGGAGGGUCAGCCAGAAGCUGUGAGUUGAGAAGGGGUCCAGAGAAGCCCCGGGAGGGCAAGGGAAAGCUACUUCCUGGAGCCCGAGGCAGAUGAGGGGGGAGGUGUUCAGUGCUGCAGGCAUCGCCUGGUUCUCCUGCCCUCUGGAUCCCAAGCCACCCUGCCCACUUCAGCACCUUCCUGGUAGAGCCUGCCGCCCACCCCCCCCCCCAUUGCCUUUAGCACGCCAAACCAUUUCAUUGCAGACAGGGCAGUCCCUGCCCAAGGCAGGGAGAUUCAUCCAGCACAUGGGGGGGCGGGGGGUGCCCAGGGAAGCUUGUCAUGGUGUCAUGUUUACAGCCUAGCUGGGUGUAACUCAGUAAAAUGGAUGUUUUUUCCUAA
Messenger RNA from Vombatus ursinus (common wombat), 6326 nucleotides. RefSeq names its product diacylglycerol kinase zeta (gene DGKZ). Gene Ontology annotation, cellular component: nucleus. Gene Ontology annotation, biological process: diacylglycerol metabolic process; regulation of synaptic transmission, glutamatergic; lipid phosphorylation. The transcript has 30 exons. The record is from RefSeq and is a predicted model, not a curated record. NCBI's taxonomy places the organism in Eukaryota, Metazoa, Chordata, Mammalia, Diprotodontia, Vombatidae. Gene Ontology annotation, molecular function: protein binding; ATP-dependent diacylglycerol kinase activity. Bases 1947 to 5432 code for a protein of 1161 amino acids.